UUAUUUUUUUGUCGUCACCCCUGCUGAUGACUCAUCCGAACGGAGCAUACAUUUUAACGUUACGUUAUGAUCAUGGGAAAAUGGCGAAUUCGUGUUCGAUAACGUUCAAUAUAGUACCUACAAUAUUUUAGAAUUUAUGAGCUUAUACCUUUAUACGGGUUUUCUGCAUGGCAUGAUAUUAGUUGAAGCAAGUUUAGCAUGAUGGACUCAUUCUUAGCUGCAGCUAAUGACCUUGAUAAGUUGCUUGAUGAAUUCGAGCAGAAUGAAGAACAAGAAGAAGCAGAUCAUUUGUACAUUAAUCACAAAGAGGUGGCAGAGGUUUCAUUACACAAGGUAUCAGUUGGACAUCCAUCUGCACACAUAGCCAACCAGAAGUCAUCACAAACAUCCUGCCAACCCUCUAAACCAGACACAGAAUUCAUCCUUGAUUUGUCAGAGGCCGAUUUUGGGCCUGCAGCAUUAAACAGCUCACCUAGUUUGAGUUUGUCAUCAGUUUUGAAUAGUAAGGAACGGAUAUCCACUGCUGAAGGAGUGCAAUUAGGCAAACAUAUAUUGAAUCAGGAAUCAAAUUCUCAAACACAAGAUACAGAUCAUCAACACUCAAGAAAUAAUAAUCAAAGGACUGAUAGUAUCCAAAGGACUGUUGUUAAUGGCAAUGAAUCAGUUCAGAAUUUGUCAAUUUCAGGCUCACAUACAACACCAUAUUCACCUCCACAAUACACCUUGAAUCACGUGGAUACCACCAGUAAUUCGCAAUCUACACAUUUGCCCUCAUCUCCACUAAAUGUUUCAAUGUCUAGUACCUCAAAAACAAUUUCAAUCCGACAGAAGACAGACAUUCAAAACGGAGAGCAUGUUCAAGUUGUUUCAAAAUCUCCAAAAAGAAAAGAUUUAAAACCUCUGUUGCCAUCAGAAAUCGAGACUCAGUACACUCCGCUUUCUCAGUUUCCUCUUCCAAAGAAUUCGAUCAGUAAUCUUUCUAAGGCAGAGAUAAGUUUGCCAAAAUUGGUAACAGUAUCAGGAAGUAAGUCACUGUCUAACAGUGGUGUAGUGACCACUAACCAAAACAAUCAAAUGGAACCAAACGCACAAGAGAGUUUGAAGUCAAUGGAGGCAGAUCAAGUGCCUUCUAACAUUACUUCACCUCUGGUAAAUGACUCGAAGAAUCAUAUUUCUGCUGUCAGUAAUCUUGAUGGACCUAAUCAGGGAGGGGUAACAGAUGAUAGAACUGCAAGUGAUAUACCGUUGAAUAACCACGAAUCCAUCCCAAACACAAAGCUUAAGAACAAACUGCCAUUAACAAGGAUCAUAAACAAGGAUGCUGCACCAUUGCCUGCCAACACACCAAAAGAGUUGAAUGUGAACUGCAACUCCAAUUUGCAUGAUGUACCCAGAAUGAACGGACCUGUCCCGCCAAGAAAAGCAGGGUUUGGAAACCUUGGCAACAUAAGUGUCACAGAUGCCGAUUUGGAAGAACUGGGAAGUCUUGAAAACAACCAGUCAAAUAAUAUAAGCAAUCCAAAUGCACCAACAAAUGAAGAUAAAUCAAACGAAGCUGUUGUUGAGGGAACGCAAACAAUGCAACUAACUAAUGAACUUGCUAGUAUGGAUCCAUUCUAUAACCACAAACACACUUACGAAAAUUCAAAUGAUCUCUCAGAUUUGGACAUUCUAUCAAGUGUUAUGCAACCCUCUGUUGAAUUACCAACAAAUAAGCUGUUAGAAACUCAGGACUCGGCAAAAUUGAGGAGUGACACUGCUACUCUAAUAGGGUUUGAGGUUAGUUCAGAGAACAGUGCAGAACCAGAUGAUCAUUUAAAUUCUUUGAAUGUAGCUGACAAUGUAAACAGUGAGUCUAAUAAUAAUACGGGUUCAAUUCACCAAGAUCCAAGGCUCACUCAUGACGUACACAAUGAGAGCAUUCAGAAACAUGAAGCAACAAAUAAUGACUUGCUUUCUACUGACACUCCAGCUCAAAAUAAAUCUGUUGAUCAUACUGUAUCAGGAACUAAUGAAAUUAGUAAUGAUCACAGUCACCCACAAUUACAGGAACCUAAAAAAGCUGCAGAAACAAACAAUACUGAACACAAAGAACUUUCCAUGCAACAUCCACCUCUUAUGAAAGCCAAAGGUCAUCCUGUGACCUCAUAUGGAAGUCUGCCUGUUGACCCGCCAUCUUACCAAGAGGUCAUUAACAGUCGUCAGAAUCAUAGUAGAAAUACAUUAACAUUAAAUUUUGAACAACCAGGUCAACGAAAACCAAGCCCGCAGGCUUUACAACCAAGUCCUAUAAUUGACCGUGGCAGCGAUGCCAUCGCGUCUGAAGAAGCCCGUAAUAAUGAUGCAAUUGGACCAGCAAAUGUAGUACUGGCAACAUCUGCAGUCGAAACCACAACCGCUGACCCUAGCACAGCAACGUUCACCAGGCUUGUGGAUCCCGAAUCUGGUGUGUCUGUCUUGCCGAAUGGAUUUGGAAUGGAAGAUGGCAACAGUGAGUGGCUGGAACAGCUUGUUGGUGAUCUCUCUGAAGAGGAUCUGAGGCUUGGUAACAUUGCUCCUCAGUGGAUACCUGAUGGAGAAGCAUCUUCUUGCAUGAAAUGCAAUUCAAAGUUUACAUUCAGGAAGAGAAGGCAUCACUGUCGAGCCUGUGGGAAGGUAUUUUGUGCACAAUGCUGUAAUGUCAGAGUUCGGUUAAAGUAUAUGGAUCAGAGGGAGGCCAGAGUUUGCUUAAAUUGUCUGAACACCAUUUUAAGAGCUCAAGCUAUUCAAAGAAUGAGGCAGCCAGCUGCAUCACCAGACCCAAGAAAUCCUGCAGAGUACUGCUCUACUGUGCCCCCACACGAGCAGGCUAGGGAGCAAACAACCAGCCCUGUUGCCCCCACAGUCAUGGUACCUGUCUCAAAGUCAUCACUCCGGAGACCUGUCACUGAUGGAAGCCAAAAAUCUAAAGGAAGCAGAAGAGUACACUUUUCUGAUGGUCUUAACCCUGGGGAUGAGUUAGUGGAGGAACCAACGACUUCAGUGUCACGCUCAUCACGCUCUAAAUCAGAGGGUGCCUCAAUUGUAGCUGAGGGUCUGGCUGCCACCAUGUCUGGGGGCAGUAGAAGGCAACCUCUCUCAAGGUCAAGUAAGAAAAGUCUGAUUCCUAAAGAUGGAGUUUCACUUCCGCCUGUUAUCAUAGCAACAGAAACCAAGGGAGAGUAUGUAGUUGAAGAGAACCCCAAAGUUGAAAAAUUAAUGCCAGAAUUACGUAAUGACACUCCGAAUCCAGUUGUAUUUGUACUUAAUAAAAACCUGUUUGUACUUGUUAAGAUCAUUGACCUGAAUUGCUGCGUGAAUAGGACGUGUUGGUGCUUCUCAACUAAAGGCAUGUCAACGGUUGGACAGGAUGAGUUAGUGGUUGUCCUAGAAUGCACACCUGACGAGAAGGUUAUCCCAAGAGAUAUAUUUGUACAUUUCAACAGUAUCUAUCAUGAAGCAGCCAAAGGUAACACUAUUAACGACAUGAGUCACUCGCUGUGUGGUGACAACUUUCUCGGUAGUCGUCAACAUGGCGGAUUUCUCUUCUUAAAGUCAACAUUCCAAUGCCUGCGUAAACUCAUCCUACCGGAACCACCAUAUUUGUUUGGUGUGUUAUUGCAGAAGUGGGAGACACCCUGGGCUAAAGUAUUCCCCCUCCGACUCAUGUUGAGGUUAGGGGCAGAGUUUAGAUAUUAUCCUUGCCCUUUGAUGAGUGUGCGAGGUCGCAAGCCAGUGUACGGGGAAAUCGGACAUACCAUUAUGAAUCUUUUAGCUGAUUUUAAGAAUUAUCAAUACAUGUUACCUCAAAUUCCGGGGAUUACGAUUCAUAUGCAGAAAAAAGAAACCAGGAUAAACUUUCCUAACAGUAAAUACGAUGAGAUCAUGAAAGUGAUUAGUAAUUCGAAUGAGCAUGUGAUGGCAGUGGCGGCCAACUUCAGCACUGAAGCUGACUCUCACUUGGUGUGCAUCCAGAAUGAAAUGGCAAACUAUCAAACGCAAGCCAUCAACAUCCAAAACAAACCGAGGCAAGUUACUGGAGCUAGCUUUGUGGUUUUCAAUGGAGCACUGAAGGCAAGCACAGGCUUAAUAGCCAAAUCCAGCAUAGUGGAAGAUGGAGUGAUGGUGCAGAUUCAGCCCGAUAUGAUGGCCGCGUUCCGACAAAGCCUGAGGGAGAUGAAGGACUUUAGGAUACCGUGUGGACCUGUUGGGGACUCUGAACCAGAGGAAGUUGUCAUUGUGAAGUGGAUAGAAGAAACAAGAAAAGUUAACCAAGGAGUGAAGAGUCCGAUAGAUGGUAGAUCAAUGGAAGGCAUCGACAACAUCCGUAUUCACCAUGGAACCGACUUCAUGGGGAAGACACGUGCCAUCCGUUGGACGGAAGUUUUCUUUCUGGAAUCGAACGAAGCAAUAGUGCAGCAUCUUGAGCCAGUCGAUCUGAGCCGAUUGGCUGAGACCUUGGCAACCUCCUGUUGCGUGGCAUUGGUACAACACCUGGACAGCCUGAAGGAAUCGGGAAUGGCGAAAAUCGCGCUGCGUGUCACAGUGGAUGCUGAACGAGUGGGGUAUGAAGCUGGAUCCAACGGCCAAGCUCUUCCUGCAUCUUAUAUGAACAGUCUCGAUAAUGAAAUGAUACCUGUGCUUCACAAUGCUGUCUCACAGUUUGAAGAUGGCCCCGUCAUCAUGGAACUCAUCUUCCACAUCAUAGACUAAGUCAUUGGAACAAGAGGAAAUAUUAUGAAGGCAACAUUUACACAGGAUGUAUUACAAAAAAGUAUAUUGCAGUUGCUGUUGUGUUCAAUCUAUACCCAGCCAUAUAUUUGAUUAAGUGAAGCAAUCUUAUAAACAGAAGAAGUAUACAGUAUAUAUAUAUAUUUUACUGACUGACUUAAAUUAGCCCAUCCUUAAGGUUAGAUUUGGGGUACGCCCUCACUUAUCACAAAAAUACUGUAUAAAAGAAUAGGCUUUCUACCGGUUUAAUAUCCAUUGUCUAAACAGAAACUUAUUUAUAUAUUUAACAUUUAUCUUUUGAUGGAAAUAUUCUUAAUUAUAAUGCGUAACAUCAAUUCCAAUUAAAUAUAUUUCUAAUUUUUAAAAAAGUAUUCAUUAAAGUAAUAAGAUGAAAUAAUGGAAAUAUUUGUAGAAAGUACUGAUUGUUUUUAUAUACUUAGAUAACAUAUAUUUCUAUAGCUCAGAAUGAACUUGUUAAAUAUUAAACAGUAUAAUAGAUUUGUUGAUUAAUGGUAUAUGUCCCAAUACA
Anneissia japonica is the source of this 5278-nucleotide messenger RNA. RefSeq names its product zinc finger FYVE domain-containing protein 9-like. Gene Ontology annotation, biological process: endosomal transport. The coding region runs from base 199 to 4731 and encodes 1510 amino acids. Gene Ontology annotation, cellular component: early endosome membrane. Gene Ontology annotation, molecular function: metal ion binding. Lineage: Eukaryota; Metazoa; Echinodermata; Crinoidea; Comatulida; Comatulidae. The transcript has 17 exons. The record is from RefSeq and is a predicted model, not a curated record.